UCAUAUAUUAUAGAAUACAUUUAGCCCUUCCGGGCAGGCUUUUUCAGAGUUCUCCAAUUUAGAAAAUCCCUAUUUCGAGUCCACGAACAUGUCCCAUUGGCUCUUCAGGGAUCUGGCUAAAAACUUUUGAUUUGACGUCUGGCCAGCGUAGUAGAACUCAAAUCCCACUUCAUCGGCGGAGUCAAGAAAGAUGUAGCAGGCGAGAAAGUCGAGCAGGAGCAUCGUGGAGCAGAGUGGCAUGUCCAGGAUCGGCGGCAGGUUCUCCCAAUAGCCGGAGAUGACCUGCGCCUGGAACACAAUCAGGGGGCACAUAACUUGCCAGAGCACAAAGUGAGUGGCUACUUCAUAGGAGUAAAUCAGAUCAGGCACGUGGACACAAACGGCGGCCAUUAGGACGCAGGAGAACACAACGAAUAUGAACCAGGUGAGGAACAGGUAGGCUAUUGUGGGGCAAUCGGCCAGCAGAAAAGAGCCGACCAGCAGGAGCAGCGCCAUCAUGACGAGAAUCUCCAGGCUCACGAGCAGGACGUGUGCCGCCCGCUGACUUGAAAGGAUGGACACCGUGCCCAGUGCCAGGCAGGCUGCGCUGCAGCAGCUGACUAUCCAGUUGAAUGGGAACUUCCGGCGCAGCCAAGUCACGUUGACAUAGGUGCACAGGCUGGCCAAUCCGAUGACAAAGAAGCAAUAGGUGGCCACCACAUCCGGCACCAGGGAAUAUCGCUUGAACAGGCCCGGCAAGAUGAUCAACCCAAUGGCCAGGACGAUGUACACCAUGGCGAUGCCGUAGACGCACUGGCGCACCUUGAGCCGGAGGCGCACGUCGCCAUCGCCUGGCUGAUCACUCAUCGAUGUGGGCAAUUUCCUCGUUUUCUGGUCGACUCCCGGCGCCCGUGUCAAGUGUCAAAGGCGACAGCUCGGCCUGACAGCCAGUAUGUUAGGUGUAACCAGAUCGGUAUCAGCCCCAAAUUUCAGCGUGCGAUCCGUUGGAUCCUAUAGCUCCAAGAGCAAUUACGAGGCUAAUCCUAGUCUGCUUGAAAGCCAGUUUUCGGAAGGGGAGCGUUUUGUGGAGGCGUGCACCAGCAUCGACCUUUUUCCAAAGAGACGGAAACCCUCCACCUGCAUUUUCCGAGCCUACGUCUUCUUGCUGUUGGUCAUCCAGGUGGUCCUGGCAUCCCUCCAGUGGGUCGGCUCCACGUACCGCUGGAGACCCCAGCUGAAUGCGGCCAACCGCGGCCUGUCCGUCCUGCUGCUCCUGCUUUCGUGGAUUAACCUGACGCUGGCCUUUAUUGGCUUCCGGCGGCUGCAGUUCACCUUCCCGCUCAAUUGGAUCAUCUUUGGGUGCAUGUUCGAGAGCCUCACGCUGCUGGUGGUGUGUCUGCACAUCCUCGAACAGGACCUAACCUGGCCAUUUGUGCUGAUUGGCAUUGCUGUGCUGGUUGUCUACACGCUGCUGGGGCUGUGGGUGCCCGGAUUCCUCACCGCCAACUUGUGGAUCCUCAUCCUGGCGAGCAUUGUGGUCUUCCUGGUCUCGACAGUGGCCUUGAGCGUUCGCCUGGAGAUGCGCUACUACGUGCCCGCCAGCGUCUGCUUGGUGUUCUUCGGACCCUGGGCCAUGUACAACUCCCAGAAGCUCUUCCUGCGCCACAAGCGGUCUCGCUACUUAACUCACCAGUACAUGGAGGCGUCCGCCAAGAUGUUCAUCAACUACGCCUUCACUGUGAGUGGCAUUAUAUUCGCACACCGCUUCUCGGUGGACACCUUGGAUGCCCACAAAUAGGAUAUGGCGAUUGCUUGGUUGGUACUUAUGUGGUUUAGUUUUUUGUAAGUCCUUCUUAGUGCUCCGCACAAUUAAAUUAGGUGUCGCAAAAUUGUUUGUAAUUGCCCAACAAU
Messenger RNA from Drosophila erecta, 1890 nucleotides. RefSeq lists its product as uncharacterized. NCBI's taxonomy places the organism in Eukaryota, Metazoa, Arthropoda, Insecta, Diptera, Drosophilidae. Bases 932 to 1777 code for a protein of 281 amino acids. The transcript has a single exon. The record is from RefSeq and is a predicted model, not a curated record.